This is a messenger RNA of Cercospora beticola, 1863 nucleotides long. RefSeq names its product GMC family oxidoreductase. The record is from RefSeq and is a predicted model, not a curated record. Gene Ontology annotation, molecular function: flavin adenine dinucleotide binding; oxidoreductase activity, acting on CH-OH group of donors. NCBI's taxonomy places the organism in Eukaryota, Fungi, Ascomycota, Dothideomycetes, Mycosphaerellales, Mycosphaerellaceae.
AUGCCGUACCACACGAAACUACCUAGCGACCUCAAUGACGUGGACGUGAUCAUCGCAGGAGGCGGUCUCGCGGGCUGUGUCGUAGCAGGACGUCUCGCCGAAGCAGACAAGAACCUUAAAAUCCUCGUGAUCGAACAAGGACCAAACAAUUAUGGCAUGCCCGAGGUCGUUCAUCCAGCUCUGUACCCACGCAACCUCUUUCCAACGAGCAAGAUCACUCUAUUCUGGCAUGGCAAUGAGUCGGAGCAACUGGCAGGCCGGAAGCCCAUCGUGCCUUCGGGUGGAACACUCGGUGGCGGAAGUGCAAUGAACUGGAUGGUAUACACUCGAGCCCAGCGAAGCGACUUCGACAGCUGGAAGUGUCCCGGUUGGAGCGCAGAUGAGAUGCUGCCAUUCUUGAAGAAGCUCGAAACCUACCAUGGCAAAGGCGACAAAGACCGUCACGGCGACAGCGGACCCAUCAAUGUAUCCAAGGGCACUUACACCUGCUCUCGCUCCGAAAACGCCUUCGUCGAAUCUGCAGCAGCGCUUGGAUAUCCAGAAGUUCAAGAUCUUCAGAAUCUGGACAAUAAUAAUGCUGUAGAGCGAUACUACAGAUAUGUUGGACCGAAUGGCAGACGCCAAGACGCUGCACAUCGGUACUUGCAUCCAAAGUUGCAAGGAAACGAGUACCCGAACUUGCACGUUUUGACCGAGAAGCAGGUGUUGCGUGUUAUGUUCGAUGGCAAAAAAGCAACUGGCGUGGAGUACCAGACCAACCCGAAGUUUAUGGCGAAUCCAGAGUACCUCGAUAUCGGAUACGUAUCUCCUAGGGUCGUGAAGGCACGAAAGAUGGUCAUCGUCUCUGCCGGUGCGAAUGCUACGCCAGGUAUCUUGGAGAGAUCCGGAGUCGGCGGCGCUGAGGUCUUAAAGAAGGCUGGCGUGGAAGUUGUCGAAGAUCUUCCAGGUGUUGGAUCGGACUACCAAGAUCAUCAUCUCUCAUUGUGGUCAUACCGAACGAACCUCGCGCCGAGAGAGUGCAUCAACGGCUUCCAGGACGGAAGGUUCAACAUUGAAGAAGCCAUUAGGAUGAACGAUGAGUUGCUUGGUACCAACGCAAUGGACGGACAGGGAAAGUUCCGUCCUACUGAAGAAGAGGUCGACGCGCUGGGACCAGAGUUUCGAAAGGCUUGGGAUCGAGAUUUCAAGGACGUCCCAGACCGUCCUUUGAUGAUCCUCGCUCUCUACAACUGCUUUUACGGCGACCACAGCAUGCUGCCCGAUGAUGCAGAGUACGUCUCUCAAGCCAACUGGACGGGCUACCCCUUCAGCCGCGGCCACAUCCACAUCACCGGCAAGACGAUGGCUGAUCGUCCCGAUUUCGAGACCGGCUGGCUCAAAGACCAAGGCGAUAACGAUGUGAAGAAACACAUCUGGGCCUACAAACUCUCACGGGAGAUGUGGCGCCGCAUGCCAAUUUUCCGCGGCGAGCUCGCCAUGACGCAUCCACGCUUCCCAGAAGGCUCGAAAGCUGCCGUCGUUGAGAAGGCCGAUGGACCGAUUGCGAAGGGUGAUGAGAGGAUUGAGUACUCCGAGGAAGAUAACAAGGCGAUUGAACAGAGGGUCCGAGAGAUUUUGUCGACGACUUGGCAUUCGCUCGGAACGUGCAAGAUGGCUCCGAAGGAGAAAAAUGGCGUUGUUGACGAGAAGCUGAGUGUUCACGGCCUGGAAAAUCUUAAGUUGGCUGAUUUGUCGAUCCCGCCAGAGAAUGUGGGAGCGAAUACUGGUGGCACGGCGUUCGUGAUUGGUGAGCGGGCUGCUGAUUUGUUCAUCAAAGAGCUGGGCAUUGAGGAGAGGCAGGAUUCUCCUACGAGAGCAAAUUGA